GCAAAUGCAAAUCAGAAUGUGCCGUGUCUGUUUGGGGGCAAAAGCAUUGUAUAAGAACACUGAUGAUGUUGACCUUUAUAGAACUGAUGACAAAUUACUUGCUGAUUUUUAAUUGUGAGUUCCUUUUUGAUUCUAUAAAAUUUAAUUCCUAGGCCAGUAUCUUUCUGUUUUACACAGAUUUAGCCAUUUGAUGUACUUCUAACAUUUAAAAAUAACGUAUUUUUCUUAAACUAAAAACUUCUUCAGUUAACACCGUAAUUGCUAAGUAACGAAUCACUGGCACAUUCAGUUGUAAUAGUCUUGCUCUAAUUUUGUAGGCAGUAUGUUCUGCUGAUUCCUUCUGUUCUACAAGAAAGCUCCUUGGAUAAAGCUUGUGCCCAGCUUUUUAAUCUCACUGAAUCUGCUGUUCUGACAGUCUCCCUCAACUAUGGUGAAGUCCAGACCAAAAUAUUUGAAGAGAAUGUUACUGGAGAAAAUUUCUUCAAAUGCAUCAGCUUUGAGGUUCCUCGGGCCAGAUCCGACCCACUCGCUUUCAUUACAUUUUCUGCUAAAGGAGCCACUGUCAAUCUGGAAGAGAGGAGAUCUGUGGCAAUCAGAUCCAGAGAGAAUCUGAUCUUCAUACAGACUGAUAAACCUUUCUACAAGCCUGGACAGAAAUUGACGUUUCAAGUUGUAUCUCUGGAUGAUCAUUUGAAGCCAGCUGAUGAAAUGUACCCAGUGAUCACCCUUAAGGAUCCAGAAGGCAAUCGAAUACAACAGUGGAUGAAUGAGGAGUCUGUGGGAGGUAUUCUACAGCUCUCCUUCCAGCUAAUCUCAGAGCCCAUCCUUGGACAGUAUCAAAUCACUGCAGAGACGCUUAAUGAGAAGAAAACGUAUCACUUCUUCUCUGUGGAAGAAUAUGUGUUACCCAAAUUUCAAAUGACUGUGGAUGCACCAGGAAGUAUCUUGGUUGUGGACCCUGAAUUCAAAGUUAACGUCUGUGCCUCAUAUACCUAUGGUGAACCUGUGGACGGGAAGGCCCAACUUAGCGUGUGCAGAGAAUCUACUGCUUAUCAUUCCUGUGCUCACCUUCGCAGUUCACUCUGUAAAAAUUUUACCAUUCAGUUAGGAAAAGAUGGCUGUGUCUCCAAGUUUAUUAACACAGAUGCUUUUGAGUUAAAUCGGGAAGGAUACUGGCAUUUCCUCGAAGUGCAUGCUCUUGUUACAGAAGAUGGAACAGGGUACAGCUUUCAGGGCUCCAAGUCCAUAUACAUAGACUCGUCAAUGGUGAAGAUUAGUUUUAAGAAUAUGGAUAUGUCCUACAAACAGGGACUCCCUUAUUUUGGCCAGAUUAAAUUGCUUAAUCCAGACAACGCUCCAAUCCCAAAUGAAGUUGUCCAGUUGCAUCUGAAGGACAAAAUUGUGGGCAACUACACCACAGAUGUAAACGGCAUUGCUCAGUUUUUCUUGGACACAUCCACGUUUACGUACCCAAAUAUCACUUUGAAAGCAGCCUACAAGGCCAAUGAAAAUUGCCAGGCUCGUGGCUGGGUGUUGCCUCAAUACCCUCAACCGGAGUACUUUGUAUACCGAUUUUACUCCAAGACUAACAGCUUCAUAAAGAUUGUCCAAGAGAUGGAAGAACUGAGAUGCCACCAGCAGAAGAGGGUGCUGGUGCACUACCUUCUCAACAUGGAAGACUUGGAAGACAAAACCUACACAGCAAACUUCAAUUAUUUGAUGAUUUCAAAAGGUGUAAUCAUUCUUCAUGGGCAACAGCUAAUUGAGAUCAAUGAUAAUGGGAAGAAGGGCGUAUUUUCCAUUUCUAUAGAUGUUCGCCCUGAGUUAGCGCCCUCAGUAGAUCUGCUUGUCUAUAGCUUGCAUCCUGGAGGAGAAAUGGUGAUGGACAGCGCCCAAUUCCAAAUUGAGAAGUGCUUCAAAAAUCAGGUCAACUUAAAUUUUUCUAAAGAAAAAAGUUUACCAGGAUCCAGUAUCGAUCUUCAAGUCUCGGCUGCUUCAAACUCUCUCUGUGCUCUUUGGGCUGUAGACCAGAGUGUAUUGCUACAUAGGAAUUAUGGUCAGCUAUCGGCACAAAGUGUGUAUAGUAAGCUAUAUUCCAGGGAACUACAUGGCUACUAUUUCAAAGGACUUAACUUAGAAGAUGGCCUUAAAGUGCCGUGUCUUAAAGAUGAACAUGUCCUUUACAAUGGAAUUUAUUACACACCUGCGUGGGCAGACUUCGGAAAAGAUGCCUAUGACCUUGUGAAGGCAAUGGGAUUAAAGAUUUUUACCAACUCUCACCUCCGGAAGCCAGUAUUAUGCAAGGAUUCCAACCAUCCUCACUAUGCUGAUUACGUUUCCUUAGAGGCUACAGAUUUAAAGAUUGGGAGUAAAUUUUACGGUGAAACUCUGAGAAAAUCAUUUCCUGAAACUUGGGUUUGGAAUCUUAUUACAACUGACUCCGCGGGUGCAGCCAACCUUAAGCUUACUGUUCCGGAUACCAUCACACAAUGGAAAGCCAGCGGAUUCUGCAUGAAUGACAAAGCUGGCUUUGGCCUCUCACCAACUGUCUCCAUGACAGCUUUUCAGCCCUUCUUUGUGGACCUCACUCUGCCCUAUUCGGUGAUCCGAGGAGAAGCAUUUACUCUGAAGGCCAAUGUCUUCAACUACCUGAACAGAUGUAUUCAGGUAAAUACAGUACUGAGAGCAUCUAGUGAUUACCAAGCCAGACUUCUCUCAGCUGAACAUGAAAAUAUUUGUAUAUGUGGCAAUGAGAAAAAAUCCUUUACUUGGCUGGUUACCCCCAAAACACUGGGUACAGUCAACCUCACUGUCACUGCUGAAACCCUCCAAAAUAGUGGCUGCAGGAAUGGGUCAUCCACAGCUCCAGACAUUGGCUGGCGGGAUACACUGAUCAAAUCCUUGCUGGUAGAGCCUGAAGGUAUUGAAAAGGAGAUGACACAGGGCUCACUUAUUUGCACAAAUGGCAAGUAG
Messenger RNA from Sapajus apella (tufted capuchin), 2973 nucleotides. Its product is annotated as ovostatin-like. Bases 709 to 2973 code for a protein of 754 amino acids. NCBI's taxonomy places the organism in Eukaryota, Metazoa, Chordata, Mammalia, Primates, Cebidae. Gene Ontology annotation, molecular function: endopeptidase inhibitor activity. The transcript has 21 exons. The record is from RefSeq and is a predicted model, not a curated record.